AUGCCUCUUACCGUCCUCUCCCGAUCGCAGCUCCGCACUCUGCUGCACUCCCUCUCUCGUGACGAGGUUGUCGAUCUACAGCGCAACCUUGCCGAAGCUCUACGUGAAUACUCCAGUGGUUCCCAGGAUAAGGGCUGUUCGGCGGCUUUCCAGCCCCAGAGAACCGCUAUCACCCGUCGCAAUGGUUGUACAACACUCUUCAUGCCCGCUACUACGGGCGAGACGAUUGGCAUCAAGAUGAUUUCCCUGCAGGACGGGGGCACUGCCGGUUGUGCUGUUGAACGUGACGCCAUCGAGGUCCAAGAACAAGAGCAGGUCUCGGCCCGCAAGCGGGGCUCAUUCCGUGACUCAGUGGCUUCAAUCUCCUCUGAUAUGAGUGAUUUGUCUGUUGGCUCUUCUCAUGAGGAUAAGGAAGAGGACGACGACAAAUCAGUCAGCCCUUCCGUCACAACGGGAAGCAGCACAGAUAGCUCAACCCUGCUUACUGGAUGUGUCAACCAGCAAAAUGUGACCGGCAGCAUUUCCAAAACACUUGGCGCUUGGCCGGGCACAGGCACUCGUGACACAUCGCCUCGCGGCAGUGUGACGCUACUGGACGGCGAAAGUCUGCCGUUUGCUUUGAUCAACGCGCAUGAGUUGACAGCCUUCCGCACGGCCCUGGCCUCGCUGAUGAUGUUCAACAAGCGCAAGAAGGUGCGCACCCUUCUGGUGUUCGGCGCAGGUACGCAGGCCUAUUGGCACAUCCGCUUGGCGCUUGUUCUUCGUGGCGAGGACAUUCGCCGAGUAUACAUUGUGAACCGUUCCUUUGACCGUGCCGCCAAGCUCUUGCGUGACAUCUACGCGCCCGAGAACACCGAAUGGCGCCGAGACAUCAAAUUCUCAGCGAUGAGCAGCGAGUUCGGCGAGUACAGUCGCAUCUUGAAGGAGCAUGUGCGCAAGGCCGACGCGAUCUUCUGUUGCACUCCCUCGCCUGAGCCGCUCUUCCCUGCGGAAUUCAUUACCUCGCGCGAGGGCCGCCAAAAGGGCCGCUUAAUCUGUGCGAUUGGGUCAUACAAGGCCCACAUGGCCGAGAUUCACCCCGAUAUCCUCCGGGACGAGGUCAACGUGCAGCCGCCGCAUCGCCACUUCCACAAGCACAUCCACCGCAGUGGUGUGGUUGUAGUUGACAGUCUCGACGCAGCCGUCAAGGAAGCAGGCGAGAUUAUCCAAGCCGGAAUCAAGCCGAAACAGGUUGUUGAACUAGGUGAACUGCUGAUGGUUCGUGAUGCUCAUCGACAAGCCGAGACAGUAGAUGAGGAGAAGAGCUUGCGCGAAUGGUCGCAACGCGGCAAUGUGAUCUACAAAUCGGUUGGCCUUGGAUUGAUGGAUCUGGUCACCGGCGGAGAUUUGGUGCGCUUGGCGCGGGAGCGGAAGCUGGGAACCACAGUGGAGGACUUUUAG
Penicillium antarcticum is the source of this 1440-nucleotide messenger RNA. Its product is annotated as putative proline utilization protein PrnX-like. Gene Ontology annotation, cellular component: cytoplasm. The record is from RefSeq and is a predicted model, not a curated record. The transcript has a single exon. Lineage: Eukaryota; Fungi; Ascomycota; Eurotiomycetes; Eurotiales; Aspergillaceae. Bases 1 to 1440 code for a protein of 479 amino acids.